AUGCCUCCCAAAAUCGAGCAGAAGGAAAUCGAAACAUACUGGAAUAUCUUUGUGGACAGGACAGGCGGCGGACAGUUCCUGACUGGCGACCAAGCCGCGCCCGUCCUCAAGAACAGUGGUCUUCGCGAUGAUCAGCUAGAGAAGGUCUGGGAUCUGGCCGAUGUGGACAAUGAUGGAAACCUCGACUUUGAGGAGUUUUGCGUCGCCAUGCGACUCAUCUUUGACAUUCUCAACGGGGAGUUUGCCGACGUACCGAAGACGCUCCCUGACUGGAUGAUCCCCGAGUCCAAAGCCCAUCUGGUGCAGGCGACCAAAGCCAUCACAGGGAAGCAGCCACAGUUCGAGCAAGUCGAGGAUGAGGACGACACGCCCGGCUUGAAGGAUGGAUUUGAGUGGUAUAUGAAGCCUGAGGACAAGGCCAAGUACGAGCAGAUCUAUCAGGAGAGCCGGGACAUGCGGGGAGAAGUAUCAUUCUCGGCCCUCGAGGACCUUUACGAGUCGCUGGACGUCCCCGACACGGACAUCCGAUCUGCCUGGAACCUGAUUAACCCAUCGGCCUCACCAAGCAUCAACAAAGACGCAUGUCUUGCGUUCCUUCACAUUCUCAACAACCGACAUGAAGGCUACCGGAUCCCCCGAACAGUUCCUGCCUCCUUACGAUCAAGCUUCGAGCGCAACCAGAUCGAUUACCAGGUUGACAACCAAAGGGGUGGUGUGUCGUCACGGUGGGCAACCAAGGCGGAUGACACUACAUCGACGGGCCGCAAGGCAAAGUUUGGCGAUCAAUACCUGACACGACUGGGGCGCAGCGGCUUCAAGACAGCGGGCACCGACUUUUCGACGGAGAAGACGGAGGAUUGGGAGGAGGUCCGGCUUAAGCGCCAGCUGCAGGAUUUGGAAGAGAAAAUUAGAAAGGUUGAGGAGAUUGCCGAGAGGAAGAAGGGCGGGAAGCGCGAUUCCAAGCCGGCACUCGUCAAGAGGGAGCUGGAUCAGCUUCUGGACUACAAGAGACGGGAGUUGAGGGACUUGGAAGAGGGCAAGGGCAAGAGUGCCGUUGGCGGUAACUUGAAGAGCAUAUCGGCCGACUUGGAGACUGUCCGUGAACAGGUGGACGGCCUGGAGGCGCACUUGAGGUCCCGAGAACAGGUUCUGGAGCAGCUGCGGAGGGAGAUUGAGGAGGAGAAGCGGAGCUGA
Trichoderma reesei QM6a is the source of this 1194-nucleotide messenger RNA. RefSeq names its product EH-domain-containing protein. The transcript has 3 exons. Bases 1 to 1194 code for a protein of 397 amino acids. Gene Ontology annotation, cellular component: plasma membrane; actin cortical patch; mating projection tip. Gene Ontology annotation, molecular function: calcium ion binding; protein binding. The record is from RefSeq and is a predicted model, not a curated record. NCBI's taxonomy places the organism in Eukaryota, Fungi, Ascomycota, Sordariomycetes, Hypocreales, Hypocreaceae. Gene Ontology annotation, biological process: endocytosis; actin cortical patch assembly; endosomal transport.